Molecule: messenger RNA, 1155 nt
Organism: Adineta steineri
Lineage: Eukaryota; Metazoa; Rotifera; Eurotatoria; Adinetida; Adinetidae
Source: the annotation of a GenBank genome assembly
AUGUCGUCUUUUAUUAUUCCAACGACUGUUCAAACUGCAACUUCAGGAACUUAUGUACCUACUAUUUUAAAAAGAGUUGAAUAUGGUAUUGGUUCCCUUGCUAAACUAGCUGAUAUACUUCGUGAUCUUUCUAUCAGUAAACCACUUAUUAUAACUGGAAAUUCAUUAGCAACGAAAACAGAUGUGAUAGAACAAGUAAAAAAAGCUGCUAAUUGUCAAAUAAGUGGUGUUUUUAGUUCUAUUAAACAACAUGCUCCUGUUGAAGAUAUUAAAAAAUGUGUAAAUGAACUAAAAGAAAGUAAAUGUGAUGGAAUUAUAGGUGUUGGCGGUGGAUCACCUAUUGAUGCAGCCAAGAUAGUAAUAAGUUUUUAUAAAGAAGAAACAGGUAUAUUGCUCAAAUUAAUUAGUAUUCCAACAACAUUAUCAGCAGCAGAAUUAACUAUUCUUGCUGGUUAUACUAAUGAAGAAGGAAAAAAAGUUGGAAAAAAGGCUAGUGAGAUUGGUUCAUCUGCUCUAAUACUUGAUGCUAAUUUGUCACUUAGUACACCAAAUCGUUUAUGGCUUUCAACUGGUAUACGAGCUUUAGAUCAUUGUGUUGAACAACAAUAUCGUCCUAAUGCUCCACUUCCUGUUCGAGUAUUAGCUAGAGAAGGUGCAGGUUCAUUAUUCGAAUCAUUACGAGCAUGUCAUAGAAAUCCAAAGGAUGUUGAAGCACGACAACGAGCACUUAUUGGUGCUUGGUUAAGUCUUUGGUCUGAUGAUCUUAUUGGUCCUAUAGGACCCUCACAUGCAGUUGGCUAUCAACUUGGAGCACCUUAUUCCAUUCCACAUGGUAUCUGUUCAUGUUUAACUCUUGCUCGUACUGUAGAAAUUCAAGCUAAACAUCUACCUGAUAAUGAAGUUAAACAACUUGCUUCACUUUUACCAUUCAUUACAACUACUACAACUCAAUCUUCUAAUGAUUCACGUGAACAAGCAAUGAAAGUAGCUGAAGCUAUUGAUAAACUCAUUGCAGAUCUCGAUUUAACAAGUACAUUACGAGAAUAUAAAGUACCACAAUCAGAUUUUCAAGGUAUUGCUGAACGAGCUCUUCCUGAUGGAAAAGCAGAUUCAAGAUAUGAUGCUUUCGUUAAACUUCUUCAUACUAUUUAUUGA